Molecule: messenger RNA, 1623 nt
Organism: Cyclospora cayetanensis
Lineage: Eukaryota; Apicomplexa; Conoidasida; Eucoccidiorida; Eimeriidae
Exons: 7
Coding region: 1-1623 (540 amino acids)
Source: RefSeq, a predicted model, not a curated record
AUGCAAGCGCGUUUUAUGCUCCCGGCCGCAGCACGUCCCUUACGCAAGGCGCUGCAGGUCUCUGGAACCUCUUUUACUUUGAGUAGUAGCGCAAUCCCUGGCCGUUAUGGUGCUUUCUCGUCUCAGCUCGAGCGCCCCCGCUUCCAGUCCACGGCGACGCAGCGCGUCGAGUCCUCAGACGGAGGAGAUGCCAUCAGCAUUCGCCCUUGGGAAAAACCAUUAAUUGCCGAGGUGUACAGUCAGCUGCGGGGUCAGCAUAUUCCAUCCCGCACCUCGCAAACACCGAGAUCAGUUCCAGGCGCGGCCUCGGAGGGGGGGAGAGCUGAGCCUACCCCGCUGCCUGGUUGGGAUUUCUCCCCAGAGGAUGAGAGGGGCCUCCGCUUUGGCGCUGCCUACAUGCUCUUGACGCUGGCGUGGAACCGCAAAUUUACUCGCCUUAGGGACUUGCUGGUGAAUGCAAAUCGGGCGAGAGAAGGUUCUAAGCAGGUCGUAUCUCGGGUGCUCUCAACGAUUGCAGCUGACCUUUCACCUUCGGGGAAGCUGCAGAGUGCGUCGGACUCUCCCGCUGAGGGCUGCAGAAGCGGCAAGGGAAAGUGCAAGGAGAGUCCUUCCGAAAAGUCGGGGGGGGAUGCAUCCACCAGCAGCAGUUAUGGCCACGUAGCGCCAGAAAAUAUUCUUUCAGGGCUUCAUGGCUGCUGCAGUCCGCAGCUGCAGCAGCUGUUGCAGCACCAAGUGGCCUUUCUCGCUCAGCGUGGCCUCGGCGUUCAUUCUGUCGUUCGGCCGCAGCGAGUCGUAGUUGACGCUGUAUAUGGCAUCGUUGGCUGCACCCGAGGAUCGAACGCAACCUCAACAGUGUUGUUGCAACACGGCUCUUUGCAUGUGCUGCUGCGUCGUGGCACAAACAGCAGCAGCAGCAGCAGCCUGGGCACACCGGCGACGCUGUACAUGCCGAAGCCACGUUCAUUUGACUUUGAGGGGGCAGUAGCGGCCGCAGAGGCAGCCACAGACGCGUCGGAGCAUCCAAGGAUGACUGAAAAGCCUAGGGAGGACGAAGGAGAAGGGCGAGGGGAAAUGACGGAAGCCGGAAAGAGGGCCUCCUCAGAGGAGUCUCUGACCCCAGUAGAGCGAAGGCAGCAGCAGAUGGCCACAGAGGGCCUCUGGAGAAAGCGCGCGAGGGAGCAGAUGCAUGACAUCCUCAAGCAGCCGCUUACAUUCAGGCAGUUUAUGAACAUGUGCGCCGACUGCGGCACCGUACUGGACCGGGGUUUUGUGGUGGCCAUAGACUUCAAGUUGCUCUGCGUACAGCAGCUCGCCAUCGUCGAUGCAGACGGCAAUAUUGUGAUGGGUUCUGAAGAAGAUGAAGCGGCUGUUCACACACUGAGACUCGAACUUAACGCAAAGUUCGACCCAAACAAUUCGAACUUUAUCUUUCCCGCCUUUGAACCAAGUGGCUGGCAACUCAUGGACUGGAAUUAUGCCGUUGGGCCUCAGUACCCGGUAGACCCUCGGGAGAUAUCCAAUGUCGUUUUCCACGUGGACGUGAAAGGUAGAGGAGAAACCCCCCCGUGCCCACACGUUUUUGCUGUCCCCUGUUUGUAUAUGGACGCGAUGUUUCUUUGUUGA